CAUACCAGAAUAGUGUCCAAACAGUGUUUGUUUGUGUGUGUGUGUGUGUUUGAAUUUGUGCAGUUGGUGCAUGCAUUCCUAAAGUGCACUCUUUCUCAGUUGGCAGCCACCACGUUCUUCGUUCUUGACGGUGUUGUUGUUGUUCAGCACAAGAAGAAGCUCCAGCUGAAGUUCGCGGUGUGACCGCGUUGCGCGUCGACGUUCAUUCACAGCGUGCUCACGCUCUCCAAGCCCACUGUUGUAUGAGCUGGUGCCCAACAAAACCCCCGGUCGCGGUUUCGAUCGAUAGUACCUGCCAGCAGCAGCAGCUCUUGGAGGUGUUCUAGCGGGGGCCCUCAACAAGCAACAGCUCUCAACUCACCGCUCGACCCGCAGCUCAACUUUUAGCCUAGGCCCCGAACUCUCAGUUUAGUCUGUGCCAGUGCCUCUCGGAGUCAACAUCGCCUGAUCCGUCCAUCCGCGGUCUAACCCUUGGGACGCCUAGGACGCCGGCGUUCAACCCGAACGAAUCUUCGUCAUUCACGUGGGAAUUCCGUGAAAAGUGAGUGUGUGUCAGUGCGUGGUCAUUACGCAAGAGCAAUUAGUGUUGAGAGUGAGACCUCGCGUGAGAGAGAUAUUCAGAUUUGGUUAGAGGUGUCCGCGUUGAGGCCGUUCGACGGGUCAGGUCACGUCGCGUGAGUGUUUGUGCGGGGUCGUAACGCGCAAGUGUUUUGUACGCGAAUAAGCGCGCGCCAUCGUCGCGAUUUAAGCUGAUGACCUAAUGCUGCGAACUUGAGCCACGUGAAGCCAUUCCGAGAUCAAACCGAAAAUUCCAACAGAUUACCUGCCCAAGUGACCAUAAAAUCCAGCUAUAAAAAUGGGUGUGCUUGGCCCCAACGUGCUCCUGCUAGGCAUGGCCUUCGGGAUGGUGACGCUAGUGGUCAGCAACGACAACCUCCGGGUGGCGUACCAGUGGAACCAGAUUGAUUACGAGUUCCCCGGAGGCAACGAUGACAGGGCGGAAGCGAUCCGCAGUGGGGCGUACGUGCCCGAGAACGUGAUCCCGGUGGGGCUGGAGGUGUACAAGAAGCGCCUAUUCCUGACGCUGCCCCGCUGGAAGCCGGGAAUUCCGGCCUCGCUUGCGUACAUCAACAUCAACGACACCACGACCCAAUCGCCCAAGCUGCGACCCUAUCCCAGCUGGAACGCCCACCGGCAAAUGGGUGACGAGGAAGCGCCGGAGAUCGUGUCCCCGUUCCGGAUACGAGCCGAUCGGUGCGGCCGGCUAUGGGUCCUGGACACCGGCGUGUCGGACCUGCUCGGCGAAACAAAGGUACUCGCGCCAACGUCGCUGCUGGUGUACGACCUGCACAACGACAACCUGCUGCGGCGGUUCAAGUUCCCCGCGGACCACAUCAAAGAGAGUUCGUUUUACGCAAACAUCGCCGUCGAGGACACGGACUGUGACGAUACCUUCGCGUACGCUGCCGAUUUGGGCGCUCCCGGCCUUGUGGUGUACUCGUGGAAGUUGCAAGAAUCGUGGCGCGUCCAGCAUCACUUCUUCCAUCCGGAUCCGCUGGCCGGAAACUACACCAUCACCGGGAUUUCGUUCCAGUGGGACGAUGGACUGUUUGGAAUCGCACUGUCACGACCGCAGAGUGACGGCUUUGCCACGCUGUACUUCCACCCGUUGAGCUCGACCAACGAGUUCUCCGUUUCGACGAGGAUUUUGCGAAAUCAAACGCUAGCAACAUCCGACAAGAUCUACCGCGAGUUCAAAGUGUUGGGAUCACGUGGUCCCAACGGUCAGGCUGGCGUUGCCUUCCUUGACCAGAAGACGGGUGUCAUCUUCUACGCCUUGCCCAACCUGAACGCCGUGACCUGCUGGAAGACCUCGAACCGGGCGUACACCAUCAAGUCCCUCGGACGAGUCUACAUGAGCGUCACUGACAUGGUGUUCCCGAACGACGUAAAGGUCGAUGACGAAAGCAACCUGUGGGUGUUGUCCGACCGGCUCCACCAGUACAUGUACUCCAGCCUCGAUCCCAAGGACGUCAACUUCCGAAUACUGACGGCGACCGUCAAAGACGCCAUCGAAAACACAGCCUGUGAUACGAAGAUCAAACCGCUGCCGGACAUCAUCACCAACCUGGGCGACAUCCUGCGGCCAUCCACGACCACCGUUCCGCCCAAAACCAAAUCCGCCGCAGCGUCGGUACUCACUUCCUUUGCCGUGCUGGCGGUGGCCGCACUCGCGAAGCUACUAUUGUAAAGUUAAGAAUGUCCAAAAAAGAAAGCACAGAAAACAACUUGGAAAAACAGUCAACUAGUUUUAAGUUUUAAUGGCUCUUCUGGAUCGCGUAGACGCUUAGCAUAAAUACAAAUAAAAGCAAGGCAAAAAAUCACAACAUCCACUACUUUUGUAAAUUAUUUUCGCUUGUAUAGAGUACUAGAAAGUGAGGAGGACGCGAGGAAAGAUUACCAGAAUUAAUGUGUUAAUUAAUCAGUAUUGGAAACGAAAUAAUCACAAUCACACAAGUUUUAAACUAUGCAAUGUAAAUUAUUAUACUUUUAAACUAUUUAACUCCAAGGAUAGAGAACAAAGCUGUAGAAGCACACAAAUCAAAAA
Messenger RNA from Culex pipiens pallens (northern house mosquito), 2608 nucleotides. RefSeq names its product protein yellow. Bases 857 to 2251 code for a protein of 464 amino acids. NCBI's taxonomy places the organism in Eukaryota, Metazoa, Arthropoda, Insecta, Diptera, Culicidae. The transcript is spliced from 3 exons. Gene Ontology annotation, cellular component: extracellular region. The record is from RefSeq and is a predicted model, not a curated record.